AUGGGUUUUUAUCAAGGCAAUGACAAUGACGCCAGCACCAAGGCAUUUAAUGACAAUUAUAUCAAAGAUCAAAAAUUCGCAACGGCUCCCUUCUGGAACCUCUUUCCAAAGUUAAGGGAUAUUGAUGAACACGAUGACGCACUCUUACCAUUGCCCUUCAAGUUCAACUUCAGGGAUUUUGGUGAUAGUGCAUUCGCCAUGGCGUCCGGAAUCCCUACUGUAAAGCAGUUUGACAAGUGCGAAGAACUUGAGGGCCAAUCCGCAUGGACUACCCAGGGAAUUUGGAAAUGCCUUGUCCCAAGUAAGGCUAUCCCUCCUCUACCCAACUUGGACUUCCUCUUACCUCUGGAGGAGGUUCAAUCUGACAAAUCGCACUCUCGUGGGUUGUUCUUCAACGAUUUCAACCUCUUUCUGAAAUGGAGGUCGCACAUGAAUAAGCUACAAAAGCAAAGAAGCAAGACUAGAACUACUGCCGUAGAGUCUCUGGCUAGAACUCCGGAGGACCUCAUGCUGAGCUGGGAUGACUUGCAUCUGGGCAACGAUGCUGAAUAUGUUUCUGCAGAUGGCUCCAAGAAAAUCGUUGGGAGAGCACAGUCCAUAAGCACCACGAAGGAUUCCAAUGAUGCAAAACGCAGCACCGUCAAAACUGAGAAAAUCUACUUUGAUGAUGGCACAGUAGACGUCACUACCACCACUACUUCCAAAGGAUCCGCUCCCAAGGUGAAGCAUGAAGUGGUGAGUGUCGACGAGGAUAAUUAG
Messenger RNA from Saccharomyces paradoxus, 759 nucleotides. RefSeq names its product Mpm1p (gene MPM1). The transcript has a single exon. The record is from RefSeq and is a predicted model, not a curated record. Lineage: Eukaryota; Fungi; Ascomycota; Saccharomycetes; Saccharomycetales; Saccharomycetaceae. Bases 1 to 759 code for a protein of 252 amino acids.